Molecule: messenger RNA, 1325 nt
Organism: Mytilinidion resinicola
Lineage: Eukaryota; Fungi; Ascomycota; Dothideomycetes; Mytilinidiales; Mytilinidiaceae
Product: putative gram-negative bacteria binding protein
Exons: 8
Coding region: 1-1290 (429 amino acids)
Biological process (GO): carbohydrate metabolic process
Molecular function (GO): hydrolase activity, hydrolyzing O-glycosyl compounds
Source: RefSeq, a predicted model, not a curated record
AUGUUUAAGGUUGAAAGCUUACAGAUCAUUGCCACAGAGCAACAGGCACCGCCUUUGAAGCAACGGAAGUUCAAGAGCGCCAGAUUAGUCGGAGAAUACGAGAAACCAUGGACAAAGGAGAAGGAACUACGGAAGAUAUGGGAUAAAGUCAUCUUCUUUGGAUUCCUGAUUGCUGGAUUGGGCAUCGGAGCUUACAUCUGCUAUGAUGGAUGGCGGAGUGUGCCCCACGACAACUAUUGUCCGCUUUUUGAAGACGACUUCACAAACGGAAUAAACCCAGAACACUGGAAUCAUGAGGUUGAGCUCGGCGGCUUCGGGACCGGCACGUUCGAUUGGACAACUUCGGAUCCCAGGAACUCCUUUACUGACUCCGAGGGGCUCCAUAUCGUCCCUACCUUCACUGUCGAUACGACCAACAUCACCCUAGCCCAGAUUAACGACGGCUACGUGCUCAAUCUUACAAAGACGGGCGGCGAUGGCACUUGCACGAGCGCAAAGAAGAUCCCCGGCGGAGAUUGCUCAGUGCGCAGUAACGUAACCAGCGGGGCCAUCAUCAACCCUGUGCGAAGUGCGCGUCUUACUACUCGGGGGAAGCUAAAUCUGACUUACGGCAAGAUUGAGGUCGUGGCCAAACUUCCCAAAGGCGACUGGCUGUGGCCAGCGAUCUGGAUGAUGCCUGAGAAGGACGUAUACGGCGAAUGGCCAGCGUCAGGAGAGAUAGACAUCAUGGAAUCAAAAGGAAAUUACGGUGACGACUACGACGGCGGCCGUGACGAGAUCUCCGGAACCCUCCACUGGGGUCCCAAGACCGUCCUCGACCUCUUCUGGAAGACGACCGGCAAGCGCGGCAUCCGCCGGACCGACUACUCCAAGGACUUCCAUGUCUAUGGCAUGGAGUGGACCCCUAAUUACAUCUACACUUAUGUCGACUCGCGUUUAGCUCAAACCCUCUUCGUUAAGUUCUCCACUAAGAUGGGUAAUCUCUGGAAGCGCGGCGGGUUCCAAAAUAUGUUCGUCAACGGCUCAGCUUUGAGCGACCCUUGGUCCCAGACCGGCCGUCCGAACACCCCGUUCGAUGAGCCGUUUUAUCUGAUCCUUAAUGUCGCUGUUGGUAGUACUACUGGGUACUUCCCUGACCGCCAAGGCGACAAGCCCUGGAUCAACUUCUCGCCUACGGCUAUGCGAGACUUCUGGAACGCGCGGAACUCGUGGAUGCCGACGUGGGGGAAGGGGAAUGAGCUUGGGAUGACGGUCAAGUCGGUCAAAAUGUGGAGGGAGGGGAAGUGCUGAGCAUGAUACGGUUAUGUAGAGAAAGUUGUGUUUCU